Orbilia oligospora ATCC 24927 is the source of this 981-nucleotide messenger RNA. RefSeq lists its product as uncharacterized. The record is from RefSeq and is a predicted model, not a curated record. Lineage: Eukaryota; Fungi; Ascomycota; Orbiliomycetes; Orbiliales; Orbiliaceae. Bases 1 to 981 code for a protein of 326 amino acids. The transcript has a single exon.
AUGGGACAAAGUUCAAAUGCAUCUAUAAAGCGGCGAGUGGCAUCAGCUGAAGCUGUUAUGCAUGGGCCACAGUGGAUUCCACAGCAAGCCCAACAUGUUCAUGCUCCGCAGCACCCGGCACCGCAACCUCAAACACAGACUCCAAUACAGCCAGGCCAGCCACAGACAGUCCUACUACAGCCAGGACAGCCGCAGCCAGCACCGCCACCCCAAUCGCAGUCAGUCUUGCUGCAGUCCGUCUUGCCGCAGCCACAGGCCGAUCCGCCUGCGACGCAAGUGCACUCACAUCAACAUCCGGGGGGGCAACCUCACACGGCCCUAGUCAGCGCCCCACAGUAUGCACAGCAUUUGUUUGGGCCCCAACCAGUAUCCCAACAACUUCCAGAGCCGGCACCGUCUCCAAGUCCGUCGGGAUCCUCUAGCGAUUCAACACUAGGAGGAUCCACACCCGAGUCAAUAGAAACGCCCGAGGAUUCGGAUGUAGAGGCCGACGAGGAAGAGGGGGCUGAGAAAGAAAAGGAAACCAAAAUUCGUGGUCUACUUUUCAUCCUCGAAUUCCAGCGCUUAUACGAGAUCCUGUCCCAAUCCCGAUCCAGGAUUUGCAGACCGCUUGCUCUAGAGGACCAUAGCGAGCGACCUAGCGAGGGUGCAGGCGGGCCCGAGUCCGCCGGCCGAAGCCAAGCUGGCGGGGCCUCAAGCCCAAGAGGGAGCUCCGAGUAUAGAGGCAGUAACGGAUUUUCAGAUAAUUGUACUAGCACCGUCGGUACGACCAGUCUAUCUAAGCGUCGGCGUACAGGUGGCGAUGGUAUCACAGAAAGUGACGAAGAUGAAAAUGAUCCACCACCACCGGUCAAAAAGCCUCGAAAGAAGGACAUCAGAUCUCUAGGGGGUAUGCUGGCAUGCCCAUUCGCGAAAGGGUGUCCUAAACUUUACCCCCAGUGUCUAGUUAUCGGAAGGCAGAAUCUAUCUGGAAUCAAGUAA